AUGCGCCUUCGAGUCGCGCUUUCCAGCCUACCGAUCUUCCGCAUUCGAGUCCCCACCAUGGCUGACGUCAUAAGGGGGCUCAGCAGACCGCUCGGCGCGCAGCAGCAAGCAGCGGCACUCGCGCCGGCACGCGCGGCUCCAUCGGCCGCCCCUACGCGGACCGCUCAGUCGCUGUCAUUUCCCACUGGCCUCGCCUUGCCUCUCCUUGCUCGAGCCGCUCUCCCGUUAGCGUCGCGACUCUCCUUUGCUGCUGCCCCCGCCGCCAUCACCCCCGCCGGCUGCUUUCCCCGCUGCCGAUCCGCCCCUCACGCGCGCACAGGCUUUAUCCGCGACCCUUCGUUUCCCGCGGAGUGCUCCAGGCGGCGCACACGUGCUUUGCUCUCCGCGUUCCGCCCGCGCGGAGAAUGCCGCGCGCAGGCGCACGAUAGCGCGGCUUCUAUGCCGACUCCAGAGAGUUCCGCGGCAGCUCCCGCGGGGGAAGGCUCCGCGGAGCGCAGGGAUGGCGGAGCGGCGGAAGCGGCGGACGGCGCGGGGAGCGCGCAAGGGGAGCCGUUUUUGGUGCUCAACUUUUACCACUUUGCUGACGUGGAGGAUGCCCAUGGUGACGUGGAGCGGCACCGUGCGUUCCUACAGGAGCGGGACAUCCGAGGCCGGAUAUACAUCAGCCACCAGGGCAUCAACGCUCAGCUCAGCGGGCCGGCCUCACACGUGAUGGAGUAUGCCAAGUGGGUGCGCAGCGACCAGCGCUUCGCCGGGGUGCCGCUGCAGCUGUCACCCUCCCCCAUGGGCCACGCCUUCCCGCGCCUCCGCCUGCGCUACAAGCCCGCCCUCGUGCAGGUGGCAGGAGGCAUGGAGCAGCUGUCUGCAGACCUGUGUGCCGCCACGCCCCUGUCGCCCGCUGAAUGGCGCAGCAAGAUCGACCAGAUGCAGCGGGGGGAGGGUGAGGGGGGUGGGGAGGCGGACAGGGAAAGGCGGCAAGGGGAGGACAAUAAGGGGCGUGGGGAGGAGGCAGUUGCGCGCACCAAGAAGAUAAUGCUGCUGGACGUGCGCAAUGGUGGGUGCUUUGUGUUUAGGCAUGCUGGAUGUGCCGUGCGCAAUGGCAUAAAGAGAGGCGUUUGUUCCCUCGACAUUUAUUCUCUCGCCUCCUAUUCUAGCUAUCUCCUUUCCCAAGCCACCAUGGCUUCCACUCCUACAGCAACCACUUCUCGUACGCCACCCUCAGAGUCUCGUGGUAGUUCCGCUGGUGGGACCUCUUCUAGUACGUCUUUGGUCUGCAUGGACAGCAAGCACACAGUCUACCGUCACUUCAAGGUGCCGGCCAAUAGCGUUGGCGAGAACGACACCAAGGUGUGUGCCUACUGCAACUUCACGUUUGUUGGCGGGGUUCACCGUUGCGCGCAGCAUAUCACCAGCUGGAACGGCAUGCGCCGUCGCGAAGUGCAUCUCUGCACUGCAGCGUUGAAGACUGCACGUGACGCCGUGAAGGCGCUUUACGAGUCCAAGUUGAAGGCCCGUGAAGCGAAGCGUGUGGCUGAAAUUGCGGCGGUCGGCGCAGUCAACGGCAGAGGUUCGGACAAGAAGAAGAGUCGGAUGACCGACUUCUACGGCGACGACGCCGCGUGCGCGAACCAAGCUGCGGACGAGGCCAUAAGCCUCUUCUUUGCCGCUCUUCAUGUGCCGGAGCAUCACGCGGACCACCCACUGUGGCGGAAUGUGGUCUCCAGCAUCCAGCGCGCGGGGCCGAAUUACGUCGCGCCGAAGAGAUGCUACAUCGGUGGCGCCGGUCAUGCAAAGUGUCGCCCGCGCAUUGAGGCGGCGCUCGCUCCUAUCUCAGCAAGCUGGCGCCGUGACGGUGUCACCGUGGCAAGCGACAUGUUCUCCGACAAGGCCGGUCGCCCGCAAGCCAACGUGCUCCUCAUCAACGAUAGCGGUGCAGUGUUUGUGGAGUCGAUCGACACGAAGAUGGAGAUGAAGACCGGGGGCUACAUCGCGUGCAUCUUGCGGCCCAUCAUCGAAAAGGUCGGCCCCGAGAAUGUCGUCGCCUUGUGUUUUGACGGCGGCUCCAACUACGCGGCGGCAUGCAGGGUGUUGAUGCGCGAGUAUCCCCACAUUGAACACAUCCCUUGCGCGACCCAUGUCCUCGAUCUCCUGAUGGAGGACAUCGGGAAAAAGGGAUGGGCGAAGGACAUCGUCACGCACGGGGACACCCUCAUCUCGUUCGUCCGCAACCAUCACUUCACCCGGGGAUACAUGCGGAGUCCGCUCGUGAACGGCGGCAAGGGGAAACAGGUUCUCAAGCCCGCGGGAACCCGAUUCGGCACCAACUACAUCGCCAUCAACCGCCUCUGUGAAGUGCGCGCCAGCCUGACGCAGAUGGUCCUCAGCGAUGAGUGGGUCGAGUGGACUGCGGCUGCAGACAGGGCUGGGGCAGACACAUUCAAAGACAACAUCCUCGAUGCCACGUGGUGGACGCGCGCCGAGUUCUUCGCUAAGCUGAUGAGGCUGCCAUUCGUCGUCAUGCGCAAGACUGACUCGGAUUCGAAGGGCAUGAUGGGUCGUCUCUACGACCUCAUGCUCCAGCUCACCGAGGACAUCCGCGACUUCCUCGACGAGCAUGCGGAAGGGGUCCUGACAAGCGACGAGGUGGGGGAUAUUCGGGAGAUCGUGCAGGACCGCUGGGACAACGGGCUGGCGUGCAACCUGCACGUGAUUGGCCGCAUCCUCUACCCCACCAACCAGGAAGAGUGCAUUUUCCGCACCGACCUGGAGUGCACGAGGGUCUUCAAGCAGUACGUCUCCAAGCACCAUGGUGACAAGACGGUCACCAGGAAGGAUGGGGUCGAGCGCCGCGCCUCUCUCGUCAUCCAGGAAGGCCUUAAUGCCUUCCUGAACCUCCAAGGCAGCUUCGGCAUGCUCGACGCUAUUGCCGACCGCCAGGCAGUGAAGGAGGGCAAGAUGACGGCGGUGGACCGGUGGUCAUGGCACGGGACCGAUCAUCCUGAGCUCACCACCAUGGCUUGCCGCGCCAUCACGCAGCCGGUGUCCGCGUCUCCAUGUGAGCGUAACUGGGCGAAGUUUGAUGCAGUGCAUACGGCAAGGAUGAACCGCCUCGGCGCGGUGAAGCUUCGUGACCUGGUGUAUGUGACGCACAAUUGGCAGGUGGUGCACAACUGGCACAAGGCCCCUGAAGGGCUGGGGGUGGUGAAGGGAAACAUCGAGGACCCCCCCACUCCGGCUGGCUUUAACGCUACGAGUGGGACGUGGGCCAUUUUGCCGGGGCUGUGCGCCCUUUUGAGUCGACUCAAAAGCUACGAGUGGGACGUGGGCCAUUUUGCCGGGGCUGUGCGCCCUCCGGUUGACAACUUCCGAUCCACUGAGUUCGGCCUGCAGGAGGUGAGGGCUGGGCGGCAAGAGGUGAGGGCUGGGCGGCAAGAGGUGAGGGUUGGGCGGCAAGAGAUGAACGUUGGGCGGCGAGAGGGUGGGAAGGUUGUUGUGGAACACACUGAAGCCACCACAGCAGAGCAGCAGCAGCAGCUUCAGCAGCAACAACAGCAGGAGGAAGAGGAGGCAGGGAGGCAGGAGGAGGGUGCAUACGACCCGCUAUCAGAAGCAGACAAGGAGGAGACAGAGGUGCUCAUGUACUGCACGGGGGGCAUCCGCUGUGACGUGUACUCCGCACUGCUCAGACAGCAGGGCUUUAAACGUCUCUACACCCUUGAGGGCGGCGUCGCCCGGUACAUGCGCGAGCAGGGCGGCGACCACUGGAACGGGCGGCUUUUUGUGUUUGACUCGCGGCUGGCUGUGCCGCCCAGGGAUUACCAGGUCGGGGGGAAGGUGUUGCGGGCUGCGGAGGAGGAGGGGGUGGAGAGGGUUGGGGAGGUGCUGGGUGAGGUGUUGGGGGGGAUGAUGGGGGCGGUGGAAGGGGAGGAGGAGGAGAGUGUGGGGUGUCAGAGGUGUGGAGGGCGGUUGGAGGAGGUGAAGCAUCGCAACUGCGCCAACUCGGACUGCAACGCCCUCAUUCUAGUCUGCUGCUCGCUCAAGCCACGAGGGGUGCGCUCAAGCCCCCAGAGUCUGGGGGCACCGAGUGCUCUACUGCUCAUUAUCUCACCUCACUUCUCCUUGUCUCUCCCCACCCUCCCUUUCCCCCCCCACUCUAUCCCUCAGAGUCUACUUCGCAUAGUCUGCUCCGCAUGUGCUCAAGCCAUGAAUGGCGCCUGCAGCACCGAGUUCUGCUCCACGUGUGCCCAAGCUAUGAAUGGCGCCUGCAGCACAGAGUGUGCUGCUGCUCCUCGCCUGCGCCCCUUCCUCGCCCGCCCAGAGCCCUACCAGCGACUGCACACCUACCUGCCCACCGCCCCCCCUCCUCGCCUCCCGGGGUACGUGUCCCGCCGCGCCCUCAAGCGAAGAGCGCGUAAGGCCAGACGCCUUGCAGCAGCGGAGGGGGGUGAGGGGCAGGGGGCAGGAGAGGGAAGGGAGGAGGGUCAAGAGAUGGGUCGGGGCCAGGAGGUGGAGGUAGCUGCUUAA
Molecule: messenger RNA, 4524 nt
Organism: Closterium sp. NIES-65
Lineage: Eukaryota; Viridiplantae; Streptophyta; Zygnematophyceae; Desmidiales; Closteriaceae
Source: the annotation of a GenBank genome assembly